Molecule: messenger RNA, 885 nt
Organism: Lolium perenne
Lineage: Eukaryota; Viridiplantae; Streptophyta; Magnoliopsida; Poales; Poaceae
Source: RefSeq, a predicted model, not a curated record
UCCGGGGAAAACCCUACCCAAUCCCCAUCCUCCUCUCCCUCGUGCUCCCCAUCCCCGCCGCCUCGAGCCUCUCCUCCUCCCCUUCACGGCCCCCCAUCCCGGCAGCCACCUCGUGCGCAUCUCCUCCUCCCCAUCGCAUCCGCCUCAGCAGCAGCAGCCGGAGGUCGGCCCAGAGGAACUGCAGGAACGCCGGCUGCCGCAUCGAGCCGUCGUGAUGUCCUCGUCCAACCACUACCCGAUAAGGUUCUCCUCCCUCUCCAUCUCUCUUUCUUUCUCAUAGUACUAUUUUCUCACCUUUUUUCAUGGUGCAUCGGGUGAUUUGGUGUUGCUGGGGAUGGACACGAGAAGGGAAAGAAGAAAUGGCAGGGGAUAAGCCAGAUCAGGAGAAGAUGGCCACUGGCGAUGGAAUUGCAAUCGCAAUCGUUGCUCUGCUGAUAUUCACCUCCUUCCUAACCACCCUUGCAUAUGCUGUGGAGUUUGGUCCUUCGGCUCCCUCGGCCCAAUUCACUGUUUGCCCACGGUCACCAUCUGCAGAAGACAACAAUUGUUUUGUAUCAAAUUCUUCUGGUUAUAUUUUCAAGUAUUCGUAUUCUGCUUUAAAAUCACACUUUUGCAUUCAUAAUAUUAGUAUGUGUGCCAUGUCCAUGUUCUUCCUGGAGGUGCAUAUUGCAUCAAGCAUUGUGUGGUGGCAUGUUGAUUUAGCUUAUUAUUUGAUCGAGCUCGGCCUCCUUUGCGCCCACUUCAUCAUGCACAAUGCCUCAUAGGCCAUUCGAUUUGUGGUGUCUGCCAAUUGUAUGAUAGAAAGUAAUGGAAUAUUAAGCUAGUGGUGGAUGGCCUUCUCAAUCCUUCAGGGUAUGAAACUAUUUAGCCUCUUUGUUGUUGUUA